Molecule: messenger RNA, 3476 nt
Organism: Trichechus manatus latirostris (Florida manatee)
Lineage: Eukaryota; Metazoa; Chordata; Mammalia; Sirenia; Trichechidae
Gene: ZNF200
Product: zinc finger protein 200
Exons: 4
Coding region: 598-1788 (396 amino acids)
Biological process (GO): regulation of transcription by RNA polymerase II
Molecular function (GO): RNA polymerase II cis-regulatory region sequence-specific DNA binding; DNA-binding transcription factor activity, RNA polymerase II-specific
Source: RefSeq, a predicted model, not a curated record
GAGUCAGCAAACCAUGUGUAGACAACUCACAUGUUUGCUCGCUUCGAGAGUCAUCAACCUCUCCCGAAGGGUACGCGAGGGACGUGCGACCCCAGGGGCGCCAUUUGCCCAGAUUCAGUGGCCAACAUUACUUCUAAGCAGGUGUUCUUAGUAUUGGACUCCAGAUUUUUUGUCUUCUAGCCUAUUGCUUUUUUACCAGCAUGAGUUAAACUAUUCCUCUCAGUGGGUUUUGCGCGUCAUAUUUCCCGGGAAAAUGGCCCUUGGCCUUUUGCAGGCUGCUUUCGCUCCCUUCAUUUCGGGCCUUCUGGUUUAGACAUCCUCUAGUUUUCAUUCUCAAGAUCUUCCUUUCAGCCUUUGCUAAGAGAAUCUUGUUCAGAGACCUCACGUAUCAGUUGUGAUUUCCCUACUCCAGUUUCCUUUCUGAGUUAGCUCUCAUGGUGCGUCACUACCGAAGUUGCCUAUUGGGGUGUGGUCAUGCUCUUACCUGGUCUUGUAGAUAACUCAUGCUUUCUCUUGUUUGCAGCUUAAGUUGUCUGGAGGAUUUCCGUCAGUAAGAAGUGGCUUUUGAAGAAGAAACAAGUGUGGUUGCAAGGCACAAUGGCUGCAAAAGUGGUCCCCAUGCCCCCAAAACCAAAACGGUCAUUUAUACUGAGAGUUCCUCCAAAUUCCAAGCUGGGCCAAGACCUACUUCGAGAUGCCACUAGUGGGCCCAAGACCAUUCACCAACUGGUGUUGGAGCACUUCCUCACCUUCUUGCCCAAGCCAAGUGUGGUCCAGCCCAGUCAGAAAGUUAAGGAGACCUUGGUUAUUAUGAAGGAUGUGAGCUCAAGCCUUCAGAAUAGAGUGCCCAGAGAAGGAACCCAGCAGAAACAGGAAUCAGUGUCUCUGUAUUCAAAAGCUGAGCCUGAGGAGCUGGUGGUCUUUGAGGAUUUGAAUGUAUUUCACUCCCAAGAGGAAUGUGUGAGCCUGGAUCCUUCUCAACAGCCCACCUCAGAGAAUGAAGAAUACGAUGUUGGGGAGAUGAUUCUGCUGGUCAAUGAUGGCAAUCAUGAGGGUGACACUCAUCAAAAGGAACCUGCAGAGAAUGAAGAUUAUAGAGAAAAGUCUUCAGGGUGUGGUGAAAUGGAUUGUUCCUUGGUCUCUGAACAAUCUCCAGAUUACCACAAAGAAGAAAGGCUAAAUACAUUCAUUCCACAUGAAAGGAAAUUGAGGAAUCUUUUAGUUACCAUUGAAAAUGAUACUCCACUAGAGGAACUCUCAAAAUAUGUGGACAUCAAUGUUAUUGCACUUACCCGAAAUCGGAGAACAAGGAGAUGGUACACUUGUCCACUAUGUGGGAAACAGUUUAAUGAAAGUUCUUAUCUUAUUUCCCACCAGAGGACUCAUACUGGAGAAAAACCCUAUGACUGUAGUCACUGUGGGAAAAGCUUCAACCAUAAAACAAACCUUAAUAAGCAUGAACGAAUCCAUACAGGAGAGAAACCUUACUCAUGUUCCCAGUGUGGGAAAAACUUUCGUCAGAAUUCUCAUCGGAGCCGCCAUGAAGGAAUCCACAUAAGGGAGAAGAUAUUUAAGUGUCCAGAAUGUGGGAAAACCUUCUCAGGGAAUGAAGAAUUUGUGCUUCAUCUGCAGAGUCAUGAGGCUGAGAGGCCAUAUAGUUGCAAAAAAUGUGGGAGAAGAUUUGGUCGGCUGUCAAACUGUACCCGGCAUGAGAAAACCCAUUCAGUAUGUAAGACCAGAAAGCAGAAGUGGGAUUGGGAAAGGUCUAAUAGUCCUGCCUCUACCUAAAAUGUUUCACUUAGGCAUUCUGAAUUUCCAGGCUGUCUGAAAAGAUACAGGUAUGUGAAGACCUCAUCAUAGCCAAAAUUGGAUAAUACCCGUCUUGGCUGAAACCUCAGAUUAUUAGAAAAUUCACAGGGAAGAAAAUAUACUCAAGGGCUAUACCUCAAUUAGCAUCCAGGCUUUUUGGACUAGGGAGCUUUCUUUUGUGAAGUUGUACAACAAUAUACAGAUCAGUUCCCCAAAAAAGACUUUGAACCUGAGUCUGGAGGCUGCUUAGCUGCAAGGUAAACAGAAUGACUCAUCCCUACUGAAAAUAUGUCCAUGAGGAUCUACACUUGAGAAAAGUGGAAAUAAUGUAAAGGUCUCUAUCUGGCAUCAUAUUCCCCUGAAAGGACCAAACUACUGAUUUUUUAAGCCAAAAACAGUUCAUAUAACCCUCUUAAGAACAACCUAUUAAAGCUUUCAUGUUGCAAGGGAUUGUUUACUUUGGAUUAUAGAAAAACUACAGCAACUGAAUGUCAAAGACUUCACCAUUUUUCAUUGAAACUAACAGUCACUUUUAAUAACAUUUGCAAUUUCUGAUGAAAACUGACUUUUACAGAAUCCUUUGAAGAUCAUAAUUUUAAAGUGUCUCCUGUUCUUACUGUGUUUUGUUCGGCUAUUGAUCUCCCAAACAGCUGUCUCUCAACCCUGAGCAAUUCCUCCCAUGCAGAAAGAAGUUCGAUCACUCAGGAAGAGCUCUUCAGAAUCUUGUCCCUUUACUGAGCCAUGAUCUUACCUGCUAAGAAGGAAAUUCCAAGACCAUGAAGAGGAAGGACAGACCUGGAGACAAGAAGAAGUUACUUGGAUCCUUGGCUGUGAAUAGCCUCAACAUAUGCUUAAUCCCUCUCUACAUAGCCACCAGGCCUUUGGCAGUGGGCUGGUCACUACCUCACAAGGCAAUGUGUUUUAUUUGUAGAAAUUACAUCUAUAGUGAUUAGCUCACAUUGCCCCUCAUGAGACAAGAUUCCGUGUGUCUUCAGUGUAGUGGAUAUUCGUUAUUGUCUCGGUGUCCCUAUAUCCAGGCCCUCCUGAGGUAUCUGCGCAGAGGCAAGGCCAGCGCUGUCUUCAUGGGACUGACUCGGCGUUGUGGUUUGAGGCAUUCUUGAUCAGUUUUGCUUGUUUGUUUCAGGUUUCCCAAAGUUUUACAUUGGGAUUUGAUUGGAAUUGGGUUAAUCUUAUAAACCAUUUGGGAAAGGUUUUUAACUUUACAAAUUCUUUUCCCCAUCCAGAAACAUGCCUUUCCGUUUACUAGAGUCUCAUAGUCCUGAGUAAAUUUUUCUCACUUUCUUCAUGUAAGUACUAUACAAUUGUGUUAUUGUAAAUAGUUUUUAUCCUUUAUAUUUUUCUAGUUGGUCAUUGUUCUUACACAACAAAUUUAUUUUUAAUUAUAUAUUUGUGUAACCAGCCACCUCACUAAAUGUUAUUAAUUUUCAAUAAUUUCUUGACUUAGUUCUCUGUUACAAGUAGUAUAAAAUUAUAUCAUCUACAAAUAAUAGUUUUGUUUUUUCCUUUCUGUCUGUUGGUUUCUGUUCAUUUAUUUGUUGUUGUUUCAAUAUAUUGUUGUAAAUUUAGUUGUUGUUUUGGUACAAAGCAUAUUAAAAGAAGAAAGUUUAGUAGUACAAUUAACUGAUUCCUAACUUAAAAAAAAAAAA